AUGCUGAGGCAUCGCACGCUCAGAGCUCUGCAGAGGGUGGCCCGCCAGAGCCUCGAAGCGGGCAGGCCCAGUCGACAACUCAGCUUUGCGGCCAGCAACGCCCGUCACGCCCCUCUAGCAGGCCAACUCGCAAAAUUUCCCCGCUCCUUGCAAUCAUCAUGCGUGGGGCACGGGCGGUUCAAUUCCACGUCUGCAGUUGCACCCCUCAAGUCUUGUCCCUCGUGCGGCGAGGCCCAAGCCCUCGAGUCCCUCUCCUGCCCGUCCUGCUCCUCGCUGCAGCCGCUCCCUUCAGACAUCGACUACUACAAGGCCCUCGACCUCGACCUCGCCAAAGUUGGUCGGGGAGGAUGGGACGUCGACCCCGCAGCGCUCAAGCGCGUCUGGCGUUUGCGCAUGGCCGUCACCCACCCGGACCGGAUGAGCGGCCGCAGCGAAAAGGAGCAGCAGAUUGGCGCACAGCAGUCGGCCCUCAUCAACCGUGCCUAUGAGACCCUCAUGCAGCCCCUCCUCCGCGCUCAGUACCUGCUUGAGCGCCACAACGCUCCGCCCGUCGGCGAGGCCGACUCGUUGGAGGACCCUGAGCUGCUGAUGGAGGUCAUGGAGCUGCGCGAGAAGCUCGAGGAGGCCCAGAGCGAGCAGGAGGCGACCAGUGUCAGGGAGGAGAAUCAAAAAUUCCUCGACGCCGCGGUGGAGGAGCUCGGCAAGGCGUUCGGGUCCAGCCCGCCCAACCUCGAGACGGCACGCAAGGCGGCCGUCGAGCUCCGCUACUGGACCAACAUUGACAAGGCUGCGCGCGAAUGGAGCCCCGGCAAGCGUGUCGAGCUGCAGCACUGA
This is a messenger RNA of Pseudozyma flocculosa PF-1, 834 nucleotides long. RefSeq lists its product as uncharacterized. Gene Ontology annotation, biological process: [2Fe-2S] cluster assembly; protein complex oligomerization. The record is from RefSeq and is a predicted model, not a curated record. Gene Ontology annotation, molecular function: protein-folding chaperone binding; ATPase activator activity. Gene Ontology annotation, cellular component: mitochondrion. The transcript is spliced from 2 exons. The coding region runs from base 1 to 834 and encodes 277 amino acids. NCBI's taxonomy places the organism in Eukaryota, Fungi, Basidiomycota, Ustilaginomycetes, Ustilaginales, Ustilaginaceae.